This is a messenger RNA of Syngnathus acus (greater pipefish), 5253 nucleotides long. It is a transcript of the gene rab11fip1a, whose product is annotated as RAB11 family interacting protein 1 (class I) a. The transcript is spliced from 6 exons. Gene Ontology annotation, biological process: regulated exocytosis. The coding region runs from base 341 to 4321 and encodes 1326 amino acids. The record is from RefSeq and is a predicted model, not a curated record. Gene Ontology annotation, molecular function: small GTPase binding. Gene Ontology annotation, cellular component: intracellular membrane-bounded organelle. NCBI's taxonomy places the organism in Eukaryota, Metazoa, Chordata, Actinopteri, Syngnathiformes, Syngnathidae.
UCAAUGGUGAUCAGGAAAAUCCAGGAAGUAAGGUUUUUAACUUUCUGCAACGCAAUAUUCAAGAGAGUUGUAUGUGUUAUCAAAUGAAAGCUAUUUUAAAUAUUUAAUCAUACAGUUUGUUUUUGUUUGACUCCAUCGUCUGGUACCCAACCAGAGUCUUAAAUGUAGUGUAACGAGGAAGAGGGGGACGAGCGAACCUGAGCUUCCUUAACCGAAGCCCAACUCGGUAACUCUAAACCUCCACUAAUAGGACGUUGAAGGUUAACCGCAGCACCACCGCGAGUCUAGCUUACUAAACCCAAUCGGAAAGCUUUGGGCCACGGAUCUUUUGACUGCGGCGAUGUCUCUGGUUGAUCAAAGCCAGCAGGCGUUCCCCACCAGUGUGCAGGUAACGGUGCACCAGGCUCGGCACCUUCGCCCCAAGGGGAAGAAUGGCACCAACGACGCCUAUGCCAUCAUCCAGGUGGCCAAAGACAAAUUUUCCACCGCGGUUGUGGAGAAGAGUAUGGCCCCGAUGUGGAAAGAGGAGGCUUCAUUCAGCCUUCCGCUCUUCCACCCGGGCAACGUCGAUCGCUGCACUCUGUACAUCGUCGUCAUGCACCGUGUCCAGGCCGGGCUCGACAAGUUCCUGGGCCAAGCCGUGGUCAACUUACUGGAGCUGCACGAAAACAAGGCUCGCCAAAAGCCAGAUUGGUUUCCAUUGGUGGACAAUAAGGGAAAAUCGGACAAGCUGCGAGGUGAUGUACUGCUUGGCAUCACCUUCAUGAGGAACAACAUGUCAGCUAGCAUGGUGGACCUUUCUGUGAAGGACAAGCAUCGUUCCCGCAUCUCCAAGUUGAAAGACAAAGUCCGCUUGAAGAAAAAAGACAGCUUCUCUGACUCCGGCUCGGCUAUGAGCCAAGUCCUGACUGACAGCGAGGGAGACCGCGAUUCACUCGCCUCCAAUCAAACUGCAGGGGAGAAAAAAAAGUCCAAAUUUAAAAACAUCUUUGCACCAAAAUCCAACUUGCAGCGUAACACCUCACAGUCCAUGUCGACCCUCGGCAGUCUUCCUGGGAGGAGCUCAUCCCUUAGCGGCAGCCGCUCAUCUGGCAUCAAUGUCGAAACCCCUGAAGUCAAGAAGAAAUUCAAAUUUCUUGGACACAAGCGGAGUGGAAGCUCUGACAGCAAGGGGUCUCUAGGUCCAUUGUCCUUCCUCAGCCGCUCCAAGCACAGCCACAGUGAAGUAAACAACCCCGGCAUUAACAGCACCCAGGUGUAUGCAGGAGAGCCACAGGUCAGGAGCGGCUCGACUGUCAGUCUUAGCAGCUCCGGCCAAGGUUCCAUGGAAAAUGUACAUCAACAUAACGCCAGUGUCAUGCCAGACAAGCACGUGCCUUUUUUUAGGUCCGAGAGUCGAGAUAGGCUUAUGAUGGAAGAACGGCGGCGUCAAGAGGAAGAGGAAAGAAGCCAGAUUGAUGCCAUGCGAUUGCAGGAGGAAGAGGAGAGACAAAGGAGAUGGCUGGAGGAAGAAAAUCAGAGAAAGGUAGACGAAUAUGAGAGAAACAGGCGCUUUCUUGAGGAGGAAGAGCGGAGGGAAAAACAGAGGGAGGAAGAAGAAGAACGCAGAAGGCUGCAGGAAAUCGAGAAUGAGGAGCGCCUCAGAAUAGAGGAGCUAAAAAUAAAAGAAGAGCAGAAAAGUCACGAGGAGGCUUCCAUGAGCGAAAGGCUCUCAUCCCUGUUUGGACUCGCAAGAAAGAAGGAGGACAAAAAGGAGGAGACACCACAGCACUCUGAAGAAGAAGUGACCGCACAAGCGCUUCACUAUGACACAAGAGAUCAGCAAGUCUUCGAGGCCACAAACUCAUUUGAGAAUAUUUCACUCAACUCUACAACUCAAUUUAACAGCAAUGAAAGUCCAUCUGAUGAGCAGAAAUCCAGCCUUAACCCACAAAGCUCGUCUGCCAUGCACUUCCUAAAUCGUACCACCAGAGUGUCCACAGUUAAACCAAGAUUGAGCCAUUCUCUGGAAUCUGAAUCUUCUGAACACCUGCCAUUGGAAUAUUCUGAGUCUCAAACCCCCAGUGUUCCUGCAGACCAGCAGUGGACUUCCCCAGGUGCCUCUGAAUCCCCCCUCUCUAGUGUACCAUAUGAGUUCCCCGAUACUUUCUCCAACCUUCAUUCAUCCUUGGCUCCCCUGAGAUUCAGGGAAAGUCCGUCUGGUUCCCUGCGGAAAAAUCCGCUGGAUUCAACUUCCUCGUACAGAGGUCUGACUGGUUCCUUGUAUAGAGAUCCACCUGGUUCCUCGUCUCGAAGUCCGUCUGGUUCCCCCAGUAGAAGCCCGCCAGGUUCCCCCAGUAAAAGCCCGCUUGGCUCCCCCAGUAGAAGCCCGCUUGGUUCCCCCAGUAGAAGCCCGCCUGGUUCCCCCAGUAGAAGGCCGUUUGGAUACCUAAGUAGAAUCCCGUCUGGUUCACCCAGCAGAGGGCCACCUGGUUCCCCCAGUAGAAGCCCGCUCGGUUCCCCCAGUAGAAGCCCGCUCGGUUCCCCCAGUAGAAGCCCGCUCGGUUCCCCCAGUAGAAGCCCGCUCGGUUCCUCCAGUAGAAGGCCACUUGGUUAUUCCAUUAGAAGUCCACCCGGUUCCCCCAGCAGAAGCCCGCCUGGUUCCCCCAGUAGAAGGUCACUUGGUUUCCCCAGUAGCAGUCCGCCAGGUUCCCCGGGUAGAAGCCCGCCAGGUUCCCCAAAUAGGAGCCCGCCUGGUUCCCCCAGUAGACGGCGGCUAGGUUAUCCCAGUAGAAGCCCGCCAGGUUCCCCCAGCAGAAGCCCACCUGGUUCCCCUUUGGAAAGUUCAGCUGGUUCCCUUUCUUACAGUGUAGACGACGUGCCAUCAUCACCCACAAUGGCUGAUAAGACAGGAAGAGCCCCCUUGCCACCCUUGUAUCCAAUAUAUGAAGCCCAGACUGGUGGAACUCAAGAGGUGCAGAUCUCCAGUCACACAAAUGGAUCUCAGCAAGAAAAAACACUAUCCAUCCCACUUCCUGAUUAUGAAACGUUGUAUCCUCAGAAGAGGCAUGGAGUGAAGGGGCACACUCGAUGGGAUCAUAUCAUUGCUGAAGUCAAUCAAAGACGUAUAGACAGUACACCAGAACUGAUAGGUCCAGAAAUGAGUGUGGAUGGCCCCGAAGACCCAGAGAAGGCUGGAUCUUCAUUUCCAGGGAACAGUACUUCUCUUGGGCAUUUACAAACACAUCACCAGGAACGAAAACAUCGGUCAUCAAAAGACGUAGCUCCACCUCCUCCACCCAAGCCAGCUGUUGACCAAACAAAACCCCCAGAGAGCUCUGACAUACAAGUUCCCACUGCUAGACCAAGGCAAAGGCCCGACAUGAAAGAGCCAGCAGAACAACAACAUUCAGUAGAUAUUACUGAUAGGCAAAUGAGCAGCCACGACCUCAAAACACCAGAAAAACCACCCAGAACAUCGGACAGCCUUCAUACCAGGGUAGCACAGAGGGAACAAAACCCCGAAAACUUUGGAAUGACAGCAGAAGAUCUUGAUCAAAUUUUCAGUGAGGGGAAAACAGGGGACCCCUUCGCAAGUUUGAAUGGCUAUGAGAAAAACAAUAGGGAAGAUGCGGACAGUCAAAGCAGCCUUGGUUUCCAAAGACAAAAUUCAUCGAGACGAAUAUCAUCGCCUCCUUCGAGAAGUAACUCUCUGAAGGCUUCUAAAUUUCAGCAAGAACCUUCGGACGAAGAAGAAAUUAACAAAAUUCAACUUUCAACACGAGACGUUGUCAUUGAAUCCAUCACACAAAGGCAUCCAGCUGAUGGGAAGGCACAAGUGCAUUUUCUCAAUGGCGAGGAUCCAGUUGGCAGUGAUCCUUUUUCAGAGCCCCUACCUGUUGUCAUGGAGGAACCGUCCUCAGAAGCUCAAGUGUUGUCUGUGAGAAAGAAGCCAAAGAAAGCAUUGAUGCCACCCACUGAAUCUCUGAUUGUCAGUCCUCAGAUUAGCAAUGGAGACAACCUUGCCUCCACGCUAUCCAGGCCUCAUCCAGUGAAGCCUAUGCACGCUCUUGAGAGUCUGAAUCCCACCAGCACUUACUCACUGAAGGACUUGCAUCCUCAAAGUGGCACCCCUAAAAAGGUGGCGGGCAUGUUUGACAGCGGACCAUUCACUCAGCUGACCCAUGAAGAGUUGAUCACCCUGGUGGUGAGGCAACAAGCCGAUCUGUCCAAGAAAGAUUCCAAAAUCAGCGAGCUGGAAGAAUACAUAGACAACCUGCUGGUGCGUGUCAUUGAGGAGAAGCCGACCAUCUUGCACGCCGUGAAGACCAACCCAGCAUGAGGUAACCACAAAGGAAAGAAGAGACCGGUGUGCAUAAUGGCCCUGUAAAGCUUUUGUUUGUGCGUGCGUGUCUCACUGUGUACUAAGACGCAUCCUUUUGGAUGUCUUAAGGCAUAUGCACUUUGUGGAGUAAUAUUUAGGUUUCUUUCAGAAUGCUAGAAAUAGCGUCUGGUUGAUAAACAAGCAGGUAAAACGUAUUUAAGUCAAUGGAUUCAUUUGUUUGAACCUCAACGGUACUUGGUUUGAAAUGUCUUGAUUUAUUUCCAUUACUUAAUGUGGUGUGCUUAAUUUAAUCGCAUAGAUUUUUUUUCCAUUGUACACAAAAUGUUUAUAUGACAAUCAUUCCACAUGUGUAGCCUCACAAUGUACGUACAUUUUAUGCAUAGAUCACCCCCAAACAAUUAUUUAUAAAUUAGUACCUCAUCAACAAAUUUUCCCUCUACUGAGGUAUUUUUUCCCCUUCUUAUCAGCUGCUUUGCCUUCUGUACAGAUGGAUGCCUUUCAUUAACUUGAGAAAACCAGCACAAAUCAAGCAGAUAAUGUUGCCUUAUUUGCAAUUGCCUGUGUCCUAUGAGGUGAUAGUUAGCAGUGUUGUUUGAGAACUCGCCAAAAUAACUCAAUGUCAGACUCACAAGGACGUGUUCUUCCAGCAAGUCUGUGAUAAGUACCUUAUUUGUGAUUGCCUUUGCAGAAAUUCUAGCAAUAUUUCCAACAUGAAUGUAGAGACAUUUUUGCAAAGCCUUUUGUGACUUAUAGUUAAGGAACUCAUUGUUGGCUACCUCUCUUCUUCCUGUGGGCUGAGCACUGAAAAUGUCCUCAAGAUGCCUCAUGGAUUGUACUUCCAUUAACGCGCCUGCCGACAUAUAUAACAAAGAGGUAAUGAACGGUGGUUCCAUUUUAAAUAAAGACACUCAAUCUCGUCCAAAUGCAAA